Molecule: messenger RNA, 4589 nt
Organism: Hippopotamus amphibius kiboko
Lineage: Eukaryota; Metazoa; Chordata; Mammalia; Artiodactyla; Hippopotamidae
Gene: TSPYL4
Product: TSPY like 4
Exons: 1
Coding region: 610-1854 (414 amino acids)
Biological process (GO): nucleosome assembly
Cellular component (GO): nucleus; chromatin
Molecular function (GO): chromatin binding; histone binding
Source: RefSeq, a predicted model, not a curated record
AAAUAAUCCUUUAUUAUGUCCUUAGGAUGAGAGAAAUUUCCCUUUUAGCUGCUCCUAAUUUUUUAAAAUCAUCACACUUAUCACAGCAACACUUUUCUUAAAAAUUAAAAUCUGCUCAUCUCAAUUCUUUGGUAAUAGCAGUGAAUCCCUACGUUAAAGAAGGGCUGAGAAUUGCUGAAUCCACUUUACAAGAGAAGCCCUAUGGCCUGACCUGAACAGACAAUAACUAACCUCUCCUAGCUCUUGAGUAUUUUAAAAGACAAUAGUUUAGGUGCCUUAGAAAUUCACUGAGAGCCUUAGAAACCCACAUUAACACAGUUCUCCCUUGCUCGACUUUGCUCUUCAACCAUUUACGUAAACCAAGUUUUUUUCCCGACUGACGAAAUUCAUUAAUAUUUUGCAACAAAGACAAAGAAACACUUGACUGACUAGCACAAUCACAAGGCGCAACGAACUCUCGCGCGAGGUUAAGACGUUACUGCCCCCACGUGACAGGUUGCCAUAGCAGCGUCCCCCCAAGUGGAACCAGAGGGGUGGUGCGAGGGGCGGAGCGAGGCUUCUGCGGAGGAGAACGGACGCUCACCUCCGGCAGGUCUGACUUCUACCAAAAUGAGCGGCGUGGAUGAGGGCGACAGCCUCCUGGUCGCGAAAACCUGCGGCCUCGCUCCUCCCGACCAUGCCCCAGGACAUCCGGACCUAAAGCAGUGUCAGGGCGAGGAGACCGAGGCGACCCUGGUGAUGGCGGACGCAGGUGAGGGCGGCCUGGAGGCCGCCGCAGAGGGAGGCGCACCCCGGGACCCCGCGGGCUGUGGCCUUGCGCUCCGCAUUCGAGUUGCUGGGAGUCGCGGCCGCGCAGCUCCCAGAGCCGGCCAGAAAGAGGCUCCGGCUUCCACGGAGGGCCUGGAGGCGGCCUCUGCCUCCACCUCAGUGACAGCCGACAGUAGCCAGGAAAAUGGCUGUCCGCGUAGAGAGCUGCGCAGCCCUGCUGUCGAGAAGGCUCUAGAAGCCUGUGGCGCAGGGAGGUUGGGAUCUCAGAUGAUGCCGGGGGCGAAAGCCAAAGAAAUGACGGUAAAAAAGUGCGCUGUUUCAGCGACAGCGGAAAAAGAGGGAGUAUCAGAGGCGGUGGUGGAGGAAAAGAAGGUGAUGCAGAAGGAGAAAAAGGUGGUAGGAGGAGCGAAAGAGGAGGCCCGGGGCAGGGCCCCGAAGAUCAAUAACUGCAUGGAUUCGCUAGAGGCCAUCGAUCAGGAGCUGUCAAAUGUAAAUGCCCAGGCUGACAGGGCCUUCCUUCAGCUGGAGCGCAAGUUUGGCCGUAUGCGAAGGCUCCACAUGCAGCGCAGAAGUUUCAUUAUCCAGAAUAUCCCAGGUUUCUGGGUCACUGCUUUUCGCAACCACCCCCAGCUGUCGCCUAUGAUCAGUGGCCAAGAUGAAGACAUGAUGAGGUAUAUGAUCAAUUUGGAAGUGGAGGAGCUUAAACACCCCAGAGCAGGCUGCAAAUUCAAGUUCAUCUUUCAGAGCAACCCCUACUUCCGAAAUGAGGGGCUUGUCAAGGAAUAUGAGCGCCGAUCCUCUGGCCGGGUGGUGUCUCUUUCCACUCCAAUCCGCUGGCACCGGGGCCAAGACCCCCAGUCCCAUAUCCACAGGAACCGGGAAGGCAAUACUAUUCCCAGUUUCUUCAACUGGUUCUCAGACCACAGCCUCCUAGAAUUCGACAGGAUUGCAGAGAUUAUCAAAGCAGAACUGUGGCCCAAUCCCCUCCAAUACUACCUGAUGGGUGAUGGGCCCCGCAGAGGAUUUCGAGACCCAGCAAGGCAGCCAGUGGAGAGCUCCAGGACCUUCAGGUUCCAGUCUGGUUAACUCCUGCCCUUGUGAGAAGCUCCUGCAUAAGUUUCCUUACCAGCUCCUCUUGGACCUGUGCUUAGCCAACAGCAUGCAGUCUUCCAUUUACUUUCUUUUCACACUGGAUUAUUUUGUCCUUUGGUCCUUCUAAAUCCUCAAAAAUCAGUGGCAAGAUAGUCGCUUAUAUGCCUAUGCUCUUCUUCCUCUGAGCCUUCCUGCUGUUCUGCGUCCUGUUACAUGUUACGAGUGCAUGGCCUUCCACUACUUCUAUGCCAAGCACAUGAUACUGUAGAUAUGCACUGCCUUCUUUUGCAUGCCCUGGGCCCUGUCUGACUAUAGCCUUCUCCCAGUUUUUAAAGUGCUUAUCUACCACAAAGAAGCUUGAUAUACCUUUGCAGAUACUUAGCUGGGCUUCAGAUUUUAUGCUGGCUGUUCUCCUGAAACCCAUGUACUCUGUGGCAAGAUCUUUGAGUUUCACUGCUACAAGAUGAAGCUGAUAUAGAUGAUGCCAGCCAUCAACCCAGACUGAACAUUCCAGGCUACCAGUAACUGGUUUUCAGCUGUCUUCCUGGGUCCGUGCCAUCCAUCCUGCUGCUUAUCUGGCAGAAUAAGCAGCUGGCUGGUGGGUGGCUACUAGGCAUGAAUGAGGUAACAGAUGAGAAAUGUUCUGUGUUAUCAUGUUGGUCUUCUUAUGCCUUUGGUCACUCUGCAUUGUGACCAGACUGGUGAGUAUGAAGGCCUGUGAUAUGGCCAGCCCAAACCUGCUCUCAGCCUUCUGGGUGAGCUUCGCACAGGCACCAUUUCCUUCCUCCUCAGGAACUAUCUGUAGACCUAAGCUCCUCGGCAGCACACAGGAACUAUCCCCUUCCCUGUCCGCCAAAUGGUUACCCAUAAACCCAAUUAGCUGUCAGGCAGGUUGGGCAGUCAUAAUAUCACAGUGCUCAAAGCAAAGCUGGUGGGAGGUCCACUCAGCAGUUAGCCUUUUUGAGCCCUUGCCAAAUAAACCACCCUUAAUCUAGGCAACUUUACUAGGCAUCCCCCUCUCUGCCCCUCCUGCACCCAUUCUGCACAUGACAAAGUUGCCAGGGUGGGGACACCGAGGAAGAGGUAUUUCUGGUCUCUGGGGCCUGUUAUGCAUCUGUUUCUCUUUCCCUCUCUCUCUCCCCUCCAUCUCUCCCUCCUUCCCUCCGUCCCUUCCUCCUCCUUCCUCUCAGAAGCAGUUACAGCUCAGAAGUGGAAAAUAAAACUGGCAAAGCAGGUUUUUUGUUUAAUUGCUGUCCCUUUUGAUUGUGUUCAGAAGGAAGAAGGUACUGUGCAUUGGACUCCAGAUUUCCUAUUGCCGUCCUCUACCCUCAUGCCUCCACCUCACUUUCUUUAGCAAAGUCUAAACAUUUCAAAGGGGGAACCUGUAGGUUAAUUGCCUACUUAUUAUGGGCAUUGUGUUUUGGGGCCAAUUUUGACAACCCCAUCCUCUUCCUUCUCCAUUUACCAAAACCUUGUGUGUGUUUUCUUGAGCUUUAGUUUGGGAAGCUCAGGAGAGAGACAGAAGGGCCUCAUCGCGAUGGCUUCAGGACAGACCCAGAGCAGGCUGUGAUCCACGGCAAUCAAAACUUAGUUUCACUCCAUGUUUCUAAGCAUGGAAAUUCUUUUUUGGGCCUUGGACCACUUAGAAAUAACUCCAAGGUAGCAUUUUGAGGGUCACUCCUGUCCUCUGUACUGUUCUUUUACUGCCCUGUUGUCCCAUGGCCUCCGUCCUACUGCCUGGCAUCCUUGGCUCUCAGUCCUCAGCUUCUGCAUUUCCUUCCCUGCUUCUGACCUAAUAAAUGAGGGAGCAGGCUGCAGUCUGCAUUGUGGGAGCUGCCAAGAUUCCCUCCUAGGGGUUAAGGAGUUGUGUGAAGGGGUUUGGGAUGUCUGGACACAGAGCAGUGGGAAGGGUGUCCUAGGCUGUAGAAACUGAAAUCACAGAAAACAAAUGAGCUUGCUGUGGAUUGGGCUUGGGAAAGCAGAAAGGAAAGACUGGAACCCUGCAGGGUCAGGGGUAGGAGGGAGGGCCCCUGAGGUUUUUCCCGGGAGAGAUGGAAGAAUGAAAGUGGUUGAUGUUUAGAGGAUGCUUGGAGGAGUUAGGUUCCCCCCAGUUUUUCCUAACUCCUUGAAUUCACCAGUAGUUUUUUGUACACACAAUGCAAGUCUGAAUGUUUUGUAUUAUUCUAGAAUAUGUGAACUGUUAAUGGUAUAUGCUCCUUAUUUCAUUGUGUUUGAGUAAAGUCCUGUUAAUUCUUUUAUCCAUUUUUGCUUGCUGGCAAAAUUGACAUUUACAGGCCUGCUUUUUGCUUGUAACUGAGAAUGUGUGCAAAAAUAUCAAGCUUGUUUCCUGUGCAGUUUGAAGACUUGUAUGAUUAUUCACUAAUAUAUCAGCUUGUUCUGGUCUCUCUUCUUAUAUUAGCUCUAUUCUUAGAAAUAUAAUUUGAAUGUGAUCUUUGAAAUUGUGCAAAUUGUUGCUGUCUUGUGGAAGUAUUCUCAAACAGAAAAACAUAACUCUGUCGUCUUGAUAUUUCUUGGCCUAGUAGUAAAUGUUGUACUUGACGUCUUAUGUACCUAACCAGUGUAAGUACUCGUAGAAUUGCUGUCAAACUAAACGAAGAUAGUACUUUAGUCUUCUCCUAUGUGCUCGAAGGAAAAAUAAAUCUGUUACUUUGCUGUAUUCUUGUUUUCACUAAAAAAUAAAAAUAAAGCUGUCUGUUUUGUCUAGGCUA